Adineta ricciae is the source of this 4254-nucleotide messenger RNA. NCBI's taxonomy places the organism in Eukaryota, Metazoa, Rotifera, Eurotatoria, Adinetida, Adinetidae. The record is from the annotation of a GenBank genome assembly.
AUGAUGAUGAAUCAAAUACCGCCGCCAUCAACAGCACAACAACAACAACAACAAACAAUGUACAUGUCGAAUUCGGCAGUUAUGGAUAAUCCGAUGAUGUCAACUCCAACAAACCCACCCUCAACAUCUAUGAUGAUGAAUAGUUCUCAAUUGAAUCUAUUCAGUCAUCAAAUUAGUGCAUAUAAAUACCUUGUUCGUAAUCAACCUGUACCUGAACAACAUCUAAUACACAUUCGACGACAUCAACAACAAUUCUACCCUCCGAAUGCUGUUAUUUCCAAACAGCCAUCUAGUCUAUCACCAAAUCCAUCAACAAUGAUGGAUUCUCGCUAUAAACCACCAAUGACAAAUAAUCUUGUUCCACGUUAUUAUCCACCCGCGCAAGUUAAUGGUACAGCUAGUUAUUCGACUGCAUCGAAUACAACGCCAUCGAUAACGGAAAACUCAAAUACUUCAUCGUCGAAUCGAUUGAACAAUCUUCGCGUGACGUCCAUAUCGAAACCAAUUGGCAUUGAUGUUCAAGAAGUUAUACUUGAACGUGAUGCACGUAUCCAAAAUAAUGUUCAAGCACGUAUUAAUGAUUUAGAAAAAUUUCUACAAACAGUUACUCAAGAACAUAUUCGUACGAGAAUCAUGAUUGAAUUGAAAGCUUUGAAAUUAUUGAAUUUUCAACGGCAAGUUCGCUCGGAAAUUGUCACCUGCAUGCGUUUGGAUGCAACAUUAGAAACAGGAACGAAUCCACGCUUUUACAAACGUCCGAAACAAUUUGGUCUACGCGAUGCUCGUGCAACUGAAAAACUAGAAAAACAACAAAAAGCUGAAAUUGAUCGUAAACGUCGACAGAAGCAUCAAGAAUAUCUCUCAGCUAUAUUAAAUGUUGCGCGAGAGUUUAAAGAAUUUCACAAAGGUAUACAAGCCAAGACAAAUAAAUUAGGUCGAUCAAUUAUCAACUGGCAUCAAAAUACUGAACGUGAACAAAAGAAAGAGCAAGAGAAGCGUGAACGUGACCGUAUACGUCAUUUGAUGAAUGAAGAUGAAGAUGGUUAUCGAAAAUUAAUCGAUGAAAAGAAAGACAAACGUUUAGCUUAUUUACUAUCUCAAACCGAUGCCUACAUAACAAGUUUAGUCAACCUUGUUAAGGAACAUCAGAAUGAUUUGAAGAAGAAAAAGCAAGAAAAGAAACAAAUGAAUUAUUCAGCUGAUGCAAAAGAUCAUUUGUAUGUGAAAGUCAAAAAUACAACAACAGGUGAAAUCAAAGAUGGACCUGAUGCGCCACUCGAAUCCGAACUUGAAGCUUGGUUAGAGAAAAAUCCUGGAUGGCAGGCUGUGCCGAGAGAAACAAGCGACGACGAAGAUGAUGAAGCAUCACGAGAUGUAGCCGCACGCUUACCGGAAACAACCAUUUCAAUCCCAGCACCAACUCCUGAUGAACAAGAGAAAGGUGUCGUUGAAGACGAAAAGGUUGUCAAAGAAGUUCUAACAAAAGCCAAACAAGCGACAGAGGAUGAUGAAUACCAUACAGCAUCAACGGAUUCGUACUACGCAGUUGCACAUCGUGUCCGAGAACGCGUGACAAAACAAUCGGCACUACUUGUUGGGGGCAUUCUCAAACCUUAUCAAAUCCAAGGUUUAGAGUGGCUUGUUUCCCUGUACAAUAACAAUCUCAAUGGCAUUCUUGCUGAUGAGAUGGGUCUUGGAAAAACUAUUCAAACAAUUGCUCUUAUUACUUAUCUAAUGGAAGUCAAAAAAGUCAACGGACCUUAUCUAAUCAUUGUACCUUUAUCAACAUUACCCAAUUGGGUUAAUGAAUUUGAAAAAUGGUCACCAGCUGUUUCGACAAUAAUUUUCAAAGGUAAUCCGCAAGUACGCAAAUCACUGGGUUAUACAUUACGCAAUGGCAAAUUCAAUGUUUUAUUAACAACUUACGAGUAUAUUAUCAAAGACAAAGCACUUCUAGCAAAAAUCAAAUGGCGUUAUAUGAUUAUCGAUGAAGGUCAUCGAAUGAAAAAUCAUCAUUGUAAAUUAACACAAAUACUUAACACAUAUUAUAUCGCACCUCACCGUUUACUACUAACUGGUACACCAUUACAAAAUAAACUACCUGAACUAUGGGCUCUACUAAAUUUUCUUUUACCAUCGAUUUUCAAAUCCUGCACAACAUUUGAACAAUGGUUCAAUGCACCAUUUGCAACGACAUGCGAAAAGGUUGAACUCAAUCCGGAAGAAACUUUACUUAUUAUUCGACGUUUACAUAAAGUUCUACGACCAUUUCUCUUACGUCGUCUGAAAAAAGAAGUCGAAUCUCAACUGCCAGAUAAAAUUGAAUAUGUCAUUAAAUGUGAUAUGUCUGCAUUACAAAGAGUUAUGUACAAUCACAUGCAGACUAGUGGCAUCGUUUUAACAGAGGAUAAAAAUGGUAAAGGCAGCAAUCCAAAAGCAUUAAUGAAUACUAUCAUGCAGUUGCGUAAAAUCUGUAACCAUCCAUUUAUGUUCAAUGAGUUGGAAGAGAAAAUUGGUCAACAUUUUAAUUACGUCAACGGUGUUUGCAAUGGACCGGAUUUGUAUCGUGCGUCCGGUAAAUUUGAACUACUCGAUCGUAUAUUGCCAAAAUUAAAAGCAACAAAUCAUCGUGUUUUAUUAUUUUGUCAAAUGACAUCAUUAAUGACAAUCAUGGAAGAUUAUUUUGCUUACAAAAAUUUCACUUAUUUGCGUCUCGAUGGGCAAACAAAAUCGGAAGAACGUGGCGAUUUACUAGCAAAAUUUAGCGAGGCCAAUUCAGAUAUCUUCAUUUUCCUGUUAUCAACACGUGCAGGUGGUCUUGGUUUGAAUUUACAAAAAGCCGAUACAGUCAUCAUCUUCGAUUCCGAUUGGAAUCCUCAUCAGGAUUUACAAGCACAAGAUCGUGCACAUCGUAUAGGUCAAGUCAAUGAAGUUCGUGUUCUUCGAUUGAUGACAGUCAAUAGUGUCGAAGAGAAAAUCUUAGCUGCUGCACGAUAUAAACUAAAUGUCGAUGAGAAAGUUAUUCAAGCUGGAAUGUUCAAUAAUAAAUCAACUGGCAACGAACGACGGCAAUUUCUCCAACAGAUCCUUUUGCAAGAGUCUGAAGAAGGUGAUGAGGAAGAAGAUGAAGUACCGGACGAUGAAGUCAUCAAUCAAAUGAUCGCACGAUCAGAAGACGAAUACAAUCAAUUCAAUCGAAUGGAUCGUGAACGACGUCAUGCGGAAGCUCGAAUGUCAAAUCGUAAAGCUCGUCUUGUUGAAAUGUCUGAACUACCUGCGUGGUUGACAAAGGAUCCUAAAGAACUCGAGAAAACCAUUCUCGACCAAGAAACUCUAGAUUUAUUCGGACGUGGAACUCGACAACGCAAAGAAGUCGAUUAUUCCGACUCAUUAACAGAUAAAGAAUGGCUUAGGGCAAUUGAAGACGGAACAUUAGGCACAUCGGAUCAAGAGAAAAAACGUCGUCGAGGAAAACGAAAUGUCACACGUGAUAUUGACUUCGAUGACGACGAUGAUGGUCAACAUGAUGAAACAGAUAGUAAACAGGAUGAUGAUGCUGACGUAACGAUUUCGAAAUCAGGCCGACGUGUCGGUAAACGAAAAUUAAAGGAAACGAAUAAGAAAUAUUCCGAUGAUCCAAUUUCACCGAAAUUAUUUAAACAACUGUCAACAUUAUUAGAUUUUGUUAUCAAAUAUCGAGACAACGAGGACAAUCGAGUAUUGAGUAAACCAUUUAUGCGUUUACCAACACAAAAAGAAUUACCGGAAUAUUAUGAAACAAUCAAACAACCAGUUGAUUUCAAUAAAAUCAAAAAAAAACUUAGUGAACAUCGAUAUCGAAGUUUAGAUGAACUUGAAGCAGAUGUUAUGCUGUUAUGUAAAAAUGCCCAAGAAUUUAAUAUGGAAAACUCAAACAUUUACGAAGAUUCAAUCAUCCUUCAAUCAGUAUUUACAAAUGCGCGAGAACGAUUGGAAAAAGGCGAUAUUCCAAUUAGUUCCAAUUCAGAAGAAGAAUCAGAUGAUGAUGAACCAUUGAAAAAACGUGUUAAAAAAGAAACGAAUACUAAGAAGAAAUGUCAAACGCGUACAUCUGGUAAUGGCAGUAAUAGUACCAAUAGUCGACGAAAGACUCGUGUCAUGAGUGAUGACGAAGAUCUAAUGAUGGAUGAAACGAACCAAUCAUCGAACGGCGGUGGUGGUGGUGGAGAUGAUGAUGAUGAAGGAACACGUGGCUCUGGUUCUCGUCAAAAAUAA